Molecule: messenger RNA, 204 nt
Organism: Peronospora matthiolae
Lineage: Eukaryota; Oomycota; Peronosporomycetes; Peronosporales; Peronosporaceae
Source: the annotation of a GenBank genome assembly
AUGGACCGGAAAAGAGGGCAUGAGUCUUCUCCUGGGAAAGCAGAGACAGGUAAGGCUAACGCGUCACACAAGCACAACACGACCGACUUUAUGCGGGGCCGCGCCGAGACGAUGCCGAUGUUUAUGCUAGAAAAUGACGAAAGCUGUGAUCGUAUAGAUCUAAAUGACCAGGCCGCUGCGUGGGAGCAGCUAGAACCAGCGUAG